Messenger RNA from Staurois parvus, 1059 nucleotides. The record is from the annotation of a GenBank genome assembly. NCBI's taxonomy places the organism in Eukaryota, Metazoa, Chordata, Amphibia, Anura, Ranidae.
AUGGCGGAGGCCGGGGUGUCGGCUGCUGAGGUGGUGGCUGAGACGAGGAGAGCCGGUGGUGGGGAGGCCGAGCUCCGGAGCCCCGGGUGGAAUGAGGCUCAGUUACGUUCCUAUCAGUUUCAGAGCCGACAGAUCCCGCGGUUGCAGCACUCUGACCCCAGAGCGGAAGAGCUCAUCGAUAACGAGGAACCUGUAGUUCUGACCGAUACGAAUCUGGUUCAUCCAGCUCUGAAGUGGGAUUUAGACUAUCUGAAGGAAAACAUUGGCAAUGGGGACUUUUCUGUGUACAGUGCCAACAGCCACAAGUUUCUCUAUUAUGAUGAGAAGAAAAUGGUGAACUUUAAGAACUUUAAGCCCAAAUCUGUUAGACAAGAAAUGAAGUUUCCUGAGUUUGUAGAAAAGCUCAGAGACAUAGAACAGAGAGGAGGUGAUGAGAGGUUAUAUCUGCAGCAAACUCUGAAUGAUACUGUAGGGCGAAAAAUUGUGGUGGAUUUCUUAGGUUUUAACUGGAAUUGGAUAAAUAGGCAACAAGCAAAGCACGGCUGGGGCCAGCUGACUUCAAACCUGCUGCUGAUCGGCAUGGAAGGAAACGUGACUCCGGCGCACUAUGACGAGCAGCAGAACUUCUUUGCACAGAUCAAGGGAUACAAGCGGUGUAUCCUUUUUCCACCCGAACAGUUUGAAUGCCUCUAUCCUUAUCCAGUUCACCACCCCUGUGACAGACAGAGCCAGGUGGAUUUUGAGAAUCCUGAUGUAGAGCGGUUUCCUAACUUCCGGAAUGUGGUUGGUUAUGAGACUGUGGUGGGACCCGGUGAUGUUCUGUAUAUACCUAUGUACUGGUGGCACCAUAUUGAAUCAUUACUUGAUGGAGGAAUAACAAUUACAGUUAACUUUUGGUAUAAGGGUGCCCCAACCCCAAAAAGAAUAGAAUACCCACUCAAAGCUCAUCAGAAAGUGGCGAUAAUGCGAAAUAUUGAAAAGAUGCUUGGAGAAGCUCUUGGAAACCCACAAGAGGUUGGACCUUUGUUAAACACAAUGAUAAAGGGACGCUAUGAUUAA